AUGGCUUCUGAAGAACACGCUCAUCCGCUCGCCGAAUCCGGCAUGACCAUCCGAUCAGAUAGCGAGCAAUACUCCAAUUCGGCCCCCGAGGAGAUCUCAGCCUCUCCCUCCUCGUCAUCACGGUCUGCAGUUGUCGUGUACAAACCGCCUACAUUCUGGUCCAUUCUGCGCGCCGCGACUAUUAAUCUGUUUCUCCCCUUCAUCAAUGGCAUGAUGCUGGGCUUUGGUGAACUGCUGGCCCACGAAGUUGCCUUUAGGCUCGGCUGGAGCAACACUCGGUCAUUGGCGAAGCCUUCUGCCCGCACUCCUUUGCGCAACUUCGGGACAGCAUUGCGCAGAAUCAAUGGCAAUAUUCUCCGUGGUGAACUGCCCUCCAGUAGAAUAGCGAGCCGGCCGUUGCUCUCGGGCGCUUCUCUUCAGACUGGCUUCUCUCUCCGGCAAGCCCGUAAUGCCUCGACACAGCCUACGACAUCCACGGCUUCUGCCGCUGCCGCUUCUUCCCCAUCUGCUGCCACGGAUUCCUCCGUACCCCUCCCUGACCUCACGGCAACGCCGGUAAAUCUCUCAGGGAGUGAUCUUCUCGACAUUCCCGAGCAGAUUGGUUUUUUGAAAACUCUGGGUCUCGACUACGGCUGGGGCCCUACUUCGCUCAUGCAGACCCUCCUCGAGUCUAUUUACGUUUAUACCGGUCUUCCUUGGUGGGGUUCUAUUGCUCUUUUGGCUGUUGCCAUCCGGUUGGCGAUCCUCAAGCCGACAAUCGAUGCAUCUGAGAACGUCCAGAAGUUGCAGGAGUUGCAGAAGGACCCUCGUUAUGUCGCUGCCACUGAACAGCUGAAGCAGGUCAUGGUUACCGGCAAUUACCUCGCUGGUGCUGAAGCUCGUGCCAGGGUCUCUUUGAUGCACAAGGAGGCCGGCUACCAACCCUGGAAGAAUCUCAUCAACCUCAUCCAGCUUCCCAUUGGUAUUGGCAUGUUCCGGCUCGUCCGUGGCAUGGCUGCUCUGCCAGUCCCCUCGUUUGAGACUGGUGGCACGCUUUGGUUCACUGACCUUGCUGUGUCUGACCCCUACUUUGUUCUGCCUAUUAUCACGGGCUUGUUUGUUGCCCAGGCUAUGCGGAUUCCUAUGCCGUACAUGGCACCACAACAACAAAAGACUUUCAAGGCCAUGGCUUUGAUUAUGACCCCGUUCACGACAGUUGUUUCUCUCUUCCUCCCUGCCGGUAUUCAAUGGUACUUCUGCGUCACAUCUUUCCUGCACAUGAUCCAACAAUGGUUUCUGCACCGACCAUGGUUCCGCCGCUGGGUAGGCCUACGACCCCUGAAUAAGACCAACCCCAUGGGGAUCACUUGGGAGCCCCCUCGCGUUGUGGAUACAAAGGCCCCAAGAGUCAAGACUGAGGUGCCAACUGCUGUUCCUAAGAAUCAAGAUUCCUCACUCUACUCGAGCAUCAAGUCAACUAUCGAGCUGGCUAAAGAGAAGAUGGAGUCUCAGUCUACCAAGGCUGCACUGGAACGUGCCCAAAAGGCUGCUCAGGAGUAUGAAGAGAGGCGUGCCCUCGAGGAGAAAGAAAAAUACCUUGCUCGCAUCAACGCAAAGCGGUCUAAAAACCAUUAA
Messenger RNA from Thermochaetoides thermophila DSM 1495, 1614 nucleotides. RefSeq names its product mitochondrial inner membrane protein oxa1-like protein. NCBI's taxonomy places the organism in Eukaryota, Fungi, Ascomycota, Sordariomycetes, Sordariales, Chaetomiaceae. The record is from RefSeq and is a predicted model, not a curated record. Gene Ontology annotation, molecular function: membrane insertase activity. Gene Ontology annotation, cellular component: mitochondrial inner membrane; mitochondrial outer membrane. The coding region runs from base 1 to 1614 and encodes 537 amino acids. The transcript is spliced from 3 exons. Gene Ontology annotation, biological process: protein insertion into mitochondrial inner membrane from matrix; mitochondrial respiratory chain complex IV assembly.